AUAUAUAUAUCAUGGAUGGUAAGGGAACAGUGUGUGUGACUGGAGCCGCUGGUUACGUUGGUUCAUGGCUUGUCAUGAGACUCCUCGAGUGUGGUUAUACUGUCAAGGCCACCGUCCGGGAUCCUAACAACAAGGAGAAGGUAAAGCACCUGGUUGACCUUCCAGGUGCCAAAACCAGGCUGAGUUUAUGGAAAGCAGACCUUGUUGAUGAAGGGAGCUUUGAUGAAGCCAUUGAUGGAUGCAUUGCUGUCUUCCACAAUGCCACCCCCAUGGACUUUCUCUCUAAAGACCCUGAGAAUGAGGUGAUAAAGCCAACUAUUGAUGGAGUACUGAAUAUAAUGAGAUCUUGCUUGAAGGCAAAGAGUCUUCAGAAGAUGGUAUUCACUUCGUCGGCAGGUGCUGUGACAAUGCAAGAACAUCUCAAGCCUGUGUAUGAUGAGGAUUGCUGGACCGACGUAGAUUUCUGUAGGAAGAAAAAGAUGACAGCUUGGAUGUAUUUUGUUUCCAAGACUUUGGCCGAAAAGGCUGCAAUCGAAUUUGCAGAGCAGAAUGGCCUGAAUCUCGUUAGCGUCAUACCGACUUUGGUAAAUGGACAGUUUAUCAUGAACUCAAUGCCGCCUAGCAUGCUCACUGCCCUUGCUUUGAUAACUAAAAAUGUACCACAUUACUCGAUCUUGAAUCCAAUACAGUUUGUGCACUUGGAUGAUCUGUGCCACGCCUUAAUCUUCUUAUUUGAGCAUCCUGAAGCAAAAGGAAGAUACAUCUGCUCUUCUCACGAUAUCACUCUUCCGGACCUUGCAAAGAUGUUGAGGGACAUAUAUCCAGAAUAUGACAUCCCCACAGAGUUUGAAGGCAUUGACAAAAUUCAUGACCUUGUUCGAUUCUCAUCGAAGAAGCUUUUGGACCUGGGGUUUGAGUACAAGUAUAGUCUGGAGGACAUGUAUAAGGGAGCAAUUCAUACAUGCAGAGCUAAGGGACUGAUUCCACUUGCAACAAAAGAUUGAUCAACUGCACACACAAAAAUGUUGGGGAAAACAGACUUCAAGCUUAAAAACAAUAAAAAAUUUGGGGGUCUGUUAAUUUCAUAAGUACCAGGGUUCAUUUCUCAGUGCAGAGUUUAAGUGAUGUUUGUGCAAAAAAAAAAGAUAUCACACUAGUGUGACAAUAAAGUCUUCGAGACUUCAAUAAGCACUCUUUAAAGUUCAUUUCACUUUUCUUAGUUCUCUCUAUUGGACUACCAUAUGAGCAUGUAAUGGAAAUACUGGUUCAGAAUUCAUGUAAUAACAAGUCUUGAAAUUUGGGUGUCAUUAGCGUAUAUUAAAGCACUGGUCAGUUGGUUCUGUUCCUCAAAUCCUAAAUCCUUAGUAACUGACACCUAAAACAAAAAGAUAUGCUAAAUGAACCAAUUAAUGAUCACAAAGAGAAAGCAAAUUACUCAAAUUACACCUAGACUGAAGAUGUUCAUCAAAGUCAAAGUUUAUUAUAUCAUUUCUUUGAAGAACAAACAAGUAAAUAGUUAAUGGACUUGAACCUCUAAAUCUUCUGUACAGUCCGGUCUAAGAAUAAGAAUACGUGCGCAUAUUCUUAGUACAUCUUCUUUCUUUUUCCAGAAUGGAAUAUGUUUAAUAAUAUUUUUGUCU
Dioscorea cayenensis subsp. rotundata (Guinea yam) is the source of this 1640-nucleotide messenger RNA. RefSeq names its product dihydroflavonol 4-reductase-like. The transcript is spliced from 6 exons. Bases 12 to 1004 code for a protein of 330 amino acids. Gene Ontology annotation, molecular function: oxidoreductase activity, acting on the CH-OH group of donors, NAD or NADP as acceptor. The record is from RefSeq and is a predicted model, not a curated record. NCBI's taxonomy places the organism in Eukaryota, Viridiplantae, Streptophyta, Magnoliopsida, Dioscoreales, Dioscoreaceae.